AUGUCUGCCUCAGCACAUACACAGCCGCUGCAAUGGCCUCUGUAUCACGACAAUGACGUCCAUUUUGUUUAUGAAGCGCCCUGGUGGUCGCGUGUCGUUUUGCUGGUUGAUUUAGCCAUCCUCCUGCCUCUCUUCAUUAUUUUUAACUACACUUUGCCUCGCGUUUAUCCGGUGUUUGCUAUUGUGCAAGACAAGAAACGAGGAGUGCACGACCCCAUUGGUCUCGGCAAUGUUGCCGACGAGCGAGGACAUGGCUCCAACUCUAUCGACAAUCCUAAUCGGAUAAAUUCAUCCUCUCCCACAGCCAUUUAUCGCCUCUUGGUGGAUACCGAUGGCUUUUUGGCCAACUUCCGGGGAUUUUCUUGCGCUCUACUCCAGGGUGUCGUUACUGCAUACCCAGUUGUCAUUGCCGCCCGUUACGUGCCCUGGCCAUUUAGUUGGCUGGCGAGACUUCUCCCUGCGCUUGCGAUGGUUCAAUUCAGCACCCUUUGGCUACAUCUCAUCAUCUCCAAGCCAAGCCACCGAUCAUUUUGGAGGCGCGUUCCUUCAUUUGGGCGCACCUUCCAUGCAACAUGGAGAGCUGUCGUCGUUCACUGGGCCUCUGUUGAGAUAACGAGGUGGCUGCCCUACUGGAUAGCCUCCUCCAUGGGAGUUGACUGGCCUUACAUGGCCUUGUACUCCAAAUGCGCCCUCGUCAUACUCGUAACCAUUAUCGGAUCCAUAUGUUUUGUUGUUCCUAGUCAAGUCGUUUUAAUGCGAAUCCAAGCGUCUCUUCUUCCUAUCGAAGAUGAUGCCAUCAUUCCAUUUGACAGGUCUUUUGAUGGCAAGGUAGUGCCGUCAGUUGUGGGCGGUCGAGGUUACGCCACGAUGUCCGACGCGUUUUAUACUUUUACAUGGGCGAGUUGGAAAAACUUGGCUAUUCUUUCCAUAAAGAUUAUCCUUUUGUCUUUGUCUUUGAUUGGGUUUGUUGCUUUCUUCUUGAUUGCUCAAUGGUCUAUCAUUGUUAAAAGAACCGUGGAGCCUAACCAGUUCAACUACUGA
Molecule: messenger RNA, 1041 nt
Organism: Trichoderma virens Gv29-8
Lineage: Eukaryota; Fungi; Ascomycota; Sordariomycetes; Hypocreales; Hypocreaceae
Exons: 3
Coding region: 1-1041 (346 amino acids)
Source: RefSeq, a predicted model, not a curated record